Acipenser ruthenus (sterlet) is the source of this 6458-nucleotide messenger RNA. Its product is annotated as inactive ubiquitin carboxyl-terminal hydrolase 53-like. Bases 1475 to 4783 code for a protein of 1102 amino acids. Gene Ontology annotation, biological process: protein deubiquitination; response to auditory stimulus; sensory perception of sound. Gene Ontology annotation, cellular component: cell-cell junction. The transcript has 19 exons. Gene Ontology annotation, molecular function: cysteine-type deubiquitinase activity. NCBI's taxonomy places the organism in Eukaryota, Metazoa, Chordata, Actinopteri, Acipenseriformes, Acipenseridae. The record is from RefSeq and is a predicted model, not a curated record.
AACACCUACGUGACUCAACAUUGCAGAUAUUCUCCUCCCUUACUAAACCGCAUGACUUGGUGUAUAUGUGUGGAAGGGGACUCGGUAGCAGGACUGCACAAAAUAAACAAAAGAGGCGGGGUUUGACCUUGCUAUCAAAACAUCUCUGUUUCAGGUGCCCGGAGAGAAACACGACUCACUACCGCCGCUCAUCAACAAAUAUUUUAUUCACAGAAUUCAAGCAGCAGUACAGAGAGCUUGAAGGAGGAUACGGGAAACUCACAUUAUGGUUGUUGACUGGAAAUACCAGGAAGAAUGAAACAAGAAAAAGCCGAAUAAGAGGAAUACAUUCCAUGUUUCAAAAACUUGGGUUCUAUUCGAAAGGAUUCGCUUUGGGAAUUCAAUCCAUUCUUGAUCCUAAUCACAUACUGCUUUAAAAAUCGUCCAUGAAAUCUCCUGCUUUUUUACCCUGGAACUGAUCUUUCAGGCCGGGAGUUGAAAGCGGCAGUCCUCGUUAGUACAAGUAAGCAAGUUAAAUGGAAGCAUUCUAAGGUGGAUACGAUUGAAAAAUAGUUUUGGAAACGCGUCAUUUGACCGUAUAAAGAUUUGAACGGGAUGUUAUUGCUACGAAGAUGAAGCUGGAGCCUGGGGAUCGUCCAGUCUCUGAUGUCAGGAGUUGCUGAGGAACCAGUGGCCAGGCGGGAGCCACAGCAGACAGGAGAAGCAGACAUCUGGGCAGAGAAGUUUGGAGUGGUCAAUACCGCCGACCGAAGUUGUCAUGGAGUUGGCCCGGAAAGGGCUGGUUGAGUGGAUCUCGGCUCCGGAGAAACGGCAAACAGAUCAUCAUCCGCCGAAAUGGAAUAAUCCAGAAUACUGACCAUGAUGCGUGUAUUUACGAUGAAAUCGAAACGCAACUGAGAGCACCAAAACAGUGGACUCCAGAUGAAUGGGACUGCAAUAUUUGAGCUUCCCUAUGGUUAAAGCUUUGUAUCCAAAACUGAAGGAUUCCUUAAUGUUUCAGUCCAAAGAAAAAACAUGAGAUGUAUUGGCUGCAGUGAGAGCGAAGUGUUAACAGUGCUGCAUGGUUCUCAGCAUUAACACAAUAAGGGCUUUUUCUUUUUGUUUUAGCUCCAACGAGAAUGAUUAUCAGCGAGAGAGCUCCAAAAACAUACAGCAGUGGUUUAGUAAACUUGAAUUGCUGUGCACGCCACUCGGAAGUUUGGGUUUUGGUACAAAGGACGACUUCCCAGUGUUUUUUUUUUUUUUAAUUUGUGGCUUUCAUUUGAGCCACUCCCAUAGGCAUUUGUUGGAAUUACUUUCCUUGCCCAGCCAGCUUGAUGCAUCAGAGGUAUCCUAAUGUUCAGUAAGAAAGCUGCUGGAGGAAAAAUAUUAAAAUUGCUGAGAUAUUUCAUUUGGAACACCAGCUCCUUUACAUCGCUUACUGUAGACUUGCUUUGCUGAGUGACUCUUCUUCACAAAGUCUAACUUUAAUCAAAUGGCAUGGGUCAAGUUCUUCAAGAAGCCUGGCGGCAAUCUUGGAAAAACCUACCAGCCUGGGAGCAUGCUUUCCCUUGCCCCGACGAAAGGCUUGUUAAACGAACCGGGACAGAACAGUUGCUUUCUCAACAGUGCUGUACAGGUGCUGUGGCACCUCGAUAUUUUCAGAAGAAGUUUAAGACAGUUGCCUGGGCAUGUUUGUCUUGAUGAUGCCUGUAUUUUUUGUGCUUUAAAGAGUAUUUUUAUCCAGUUUCAACACAGCAAAGAAAGAGCACUGCCUUCAGAUGUCUUGCGCAAUGCUCUAGCUGAAAGUUUCAAAGAUGAGCACAGAUUUCAGCUUGGGUUCAUGGACGAUGCUGCAGAAUGCUUUGAGAAUAUUCUUGAGAGGAUUCAUUUUCACAUAGUGCCUGAAUGUGAAAAAGAUAUGUGCACUUCCAAGUCAUGCAUUACCCACCAGAAGUUUGCAAUGACUUUGUACGAACAGAGCGUGUGUCGGAGUUGCGGGGCAUCGUCUGACCCUCUGCCUUUUACAGAGUUUGUGCAUUAUGUGUCUACAACAGCUCUCUGCAAUCAAGUUGACAAAAUGAUGGAGAGAAAUGAACGCCUUAAGUCAGACAUGUUUGGAGAAUUGCUGCAGGCAGCAAGUACUGUUGGGGACCUUAGGAACUGUCCGAGUACCUGUGGGCAGAGGAUUAAAAUCCGACGUGUGCUGAUGAACUGUCCCGAGAUUGUGACCAUUGGCUUCGUUUGGGACACAGAGAACUCUGAUCUCACUGAGGAGGUUAUUAGGUCUCUUGGGCCACAAAUAAAUCUCUCUGGGCUUUUCUACAGAGUCACAGAUGAGCAGGCGAAAAAGAGUGAACUGCACCUUGUUGGAAUGGUCUGCUACUCCAGUAGACACUACUGUGCCUUUGCUUAUCAUACUAAAUCUUCCAAGUGGGUCUUCUUUGAUGAUGCCACAGUUAAAGAAGUUGGAUCCAAAUGGAAAGAUGUGGUUACUAAAUGCAUACGAGGCCACUUCCAGCCACUUCUCCUUUUCUAUGCUAACCCUGAAGGAACAGCGGUAUCCACAGAGGAUGCACUCCAGCAGGCCACUUUGUGGUCUCAUUAUAAAUCUCCUCUAAAUGGUGAGUUUUCAGACGUAACAGCUAAAAAGUUAGUUCUUCCAAAAGAAAAUGGAAUUGGCCCAUUUUCAAACCAAAGCAACUUCAAACAGAAAUUGCAACAUAAUUCAAAUUCAGGAUUCAGCAGGGGGAAUGGACAAACAAGUGGUGUCCGAGGGCAAGUGAAAAUCAUCCCUGUUGAUCCUAAGAGUAAGCUCAGAGAAAUCUCCAAAGAAUGUGCACAGAAAGCAGGAGAGGUCAGAUCGCAGAAGAAGGAAUUUGAAAGAGGUCAGAGAAGACAGGACUCUGGUAGACACACAGAUAUGUUUGCAGACAGCAGGCCAUACUGUAAGUCUGCCUCACCACCUACAGAAAAUGGAUUUAAACAAUGUAUAGAUCAACGGUUGUACAGUAGCCAGGGAAAAGGGCCUUCCCGUCACGAAAGGACUUCCCACCAGGCCCGAUCUUCUCUUGAACCCAGGUUGCCAGCCAAUAGGGUACAGGUACUGCCAGGCCUCCCAACCCAAAGCAAGUCCCGGAAUGAGUUUACCAGUGGUUACGACACAGACAGCAGCCAGGAGUCUAGAGGGAGGAGCAGUGGGAGCCGGAGCAAGAGCAGAGCCUGGAAGCCCAUACGAGAAACUCUCAAUGUCGACAGUAUUUUCAAUGUGACUGAAAAACAGCCGCACAGCCCAAGACGCAAGCUCCCGAAUGAAAGUGAGAGCACGCAGUACAACAGAGAGCACCUCUUUAACCACUGGCCGAAGGAGGAACGGAAGCAGAACAGUCUAAUGACCAUCUACGAGGAUGAGCUGAAACAGGAAACAGGAAGCAGGAGCUCGCUGGAAUCCGAAGGCAAAGGGAACCCUGACAAAGAAAAAACAAAGGGUGGGGUGAACCUUAAGAUCCGCAAUGACAACUGCCAGAUGCAGAGGACUGAAUCUGGGUAUGAGAGCAGCGAAAGACUAAGCAAUGGCUCCACUACCCUUGACUCUCCCGUUGUAGAAAACUUUAGUUCUAAGGAGCUGAAAUGCAUUCCAGAGGCUGAGCUUUCCAGGGACCAACUCCAGCCAAUGAGAUCUGAUGAUUUUAAGACUGACAACAUGCAUUACUCCAUUUCUUAUGGUGCUUCGGAGAAGGAUUACAAUCCUCAAGAUAUAUACUUGCAGAAACCUUGCUCGCAAAGAAGACAUGCAUUCAGAAAAAAUGCUGAACAUACUGGAAGGACCUUUUUGUCUGCUGCAGAUCCAGUGUUCUUGGAAGAAAUAAGAUCAGAAGGGGAAAAUGAUGGAAGUUAUAAAUAUAGCAACACCUCACACCUGCAGUAUGGAGAGAAAACAAGCAGCACAGAUUGGAACAGUGCAGAUGUGCCGUCAGACUCUGAGUACACAGGUAGUGAAAAAAAUGAAACUGCAAGUCCUACUUUUGGACACCCCCAGCAUAAGGACAUAAGGACUGCUGUGCCUGGAACUGAUGCUACAUAUACAGUAUGUAGUGUGCCUAGCAGCCACUCAGAGUUCAGUCCAGUUCAGAUGCAUGAAGGACAAAUUGCCACUUAUGGUUUACACAAGAAUGAGAACUAUGAUGUGUCACAAUCCCUCUAUCAAAAUGUUGGGCCACCGCUGCCUCCAAAGAAAUAUGCACAAAAAAAAUGUGUGUAUUCUGAAGAUAGGAGGUCAGCAUUCAACACAAGACCAUCAUCAGUGGACCCUUUACAAACUAAUCCUUAUGACACAUCCAAAAUUUUAAGAACACCUCCGCAGAAAUAUAAGUUUGAAGAUAGCCGCCUAUUAAACCACAAAUGGUCUGAGGUGACAGUACAACCGAAGCAGUCUAAAUCUGGGUUUUCCAGUCAGGAGAGGUUGGAUUUGUCUGAAACUGUCACCGACAACAAACCAAAACCUACUGCCAAUUCUAAGGGAUCAAGUGAAGGUGUUCUGCCGACUACAUAUUUUUCUGUAGACAGCUGUAUGACGGACACUUACAGGACAAAAUACCAUCAUCAGAGGUCCCCACUGUACAUGAAAGAUGUCAGGGGUUGGAGGGUUGGAGGAGAACAAACCUUUUCUAGUGAGAGUGGAUUAGGCGAUGGGAGCCACCCAGGUCGUCAUGAGCAUCAUGAAACAGGCUAUGCAAUGAACAAACCAACUGCAAAAUGGAAUCUAGUGACUCCUAGAGGAAUGAACGAACAGGGCUAUUUGUGAGGGGGACUGGACUUUUGAAAGAUAAAACAAUACAUGAAGAGGGAAUUGAAAACAAGAGGAGUGUUAAUAUUAACCGUUUUGUGCCAGAAACUUUUUUUUUUUUUAUUGUUAAGCAUAAUUUCUUUGUAAAACAAACAGUCUUCAAGAAUAACUAACAAUAGUUGGUGACAUUGCAUUUUCUAUGGCUGUAUCUCUUUGUUUGAAAAAACACUGUUAAAAACAUUUUCCCAGUAGAGGGCAGUGUAAUACAUUCUAUUGCUAAGCCCCAAGCAAAACAAACUAUAUUACAGGACUGAAAAUGUAUGACAAGCACUUCCAUACAAAAAUAUAAUUCCUAUAUUUUUUAGUGGCUUAAACCAUUUUCUUUAUUUUUUAUAAAUUUAGUUGUUGCCAAUUAUUUUUUAUUAUUUUCUCCCCAAUUUGGAAUAGCCAAUUAUUUUUAGGCUCAGCUCACCACUACCACCCCUGCGCUGACUAAGACGAACACAAACUCUGUCCUCCGAAGCGUGUACCGUCAGCCGACCGCUUUUUUUUCACACUGCGGACUCACCAUGCAGCCACCCAAGAGCUACAGCGUCGGAGGACAACGCAGCUCUUGGGCAGCUUACAAGCAAGCCCGCAGGCGCCCGGCCAGACCACAGGGGUCGCUGGUGCGCGGUGAACUAAGGACACCCUGUCCGACCUAACCCUCCCUCCCCCCGGGCGGCGCGCGGCCAAUUGAGCGCCGCCCCCUGGAAGCUCCCGUCCUUGGUCGGCAAAGGAAUAGCCUGGACUCGAACUCAAGGUAUAGGGCACAUCCUGCACUCCACACGGAGCGCCUUUACUGGAUGCGCCUCUCGGGAGCCCCGGCUUAAACCAUUUUAAUGUGCUUGAAGAAUUAUUUUAUAGCAACAUUUACUUUUUUUUUUACAUUGACAGAGAUAUGAAAGUUAAAGUAAAAAUAAUGUAUUUAAAAUUUCAGUUUGUCAAAAUGCUUUGUCUAACACAAAAGUUGCAAAUUACAGUAGAUGUGACCUUUUUAUAUAUGUUGUAUUAAUAACUAUUCAUAAUAUUUAUUUUAUUGAUAUCUCAGCAAUAACACCAUGUAAAAACAAUUAUUUCUAUACAACAAUUCUAUACAAUGUGCUAAAAAGAAACUGUUUCCAUUAAUUUAUUAACACACUAGUAAAACAUAACAACUGACCACUAAAAUAUAAAUAGAGAGUUACUUUAUUUUUCUCCCAGCGAAUACAAGAGCUCAAACCUGGCAGUUAUUUUAUUGCAUACUACCAAAAUGUCCUGUUCCAUUGAUAAGGGUAAUUAAAUGUCUUAAUGUUAUAGAUUGAACUUUGUUUGAGGUUAUCUAUAUAUGUGUGUGUGUGUAUAUAGUACUCUACUUCUACAACUUUGCCAUUUUAAAUUGCAAGCACAUUGUCUAAUAGGUAACCAAAACACUUUUCUAACCUGUGGUAUUCUAUAUAUUUAGCUAGCAAUUUCUAAUAUAGAUUGCAUUUAUAAAUAGCUAAGCUGUUCCACAGUGCCUUUCUAUUUUUAUAUGUAAAAUGAUGGAGCUGUAAAAAAAAGUUUGAUUCUUUGUGCAAUAUGAACGAUUUCUGAGGUUUUAUAACAUAACUACAAUUUUUUUUUGUAAAUUUGAAUUACACUUGAAAUUGAAUAAAUAACAUUCAGUACUCUU